CGAACGAGCAAUGCGGUUUUGCCAAAACAACAAAAUGUUGCUCGGCAAUUUAGCCUCCUCUUCCUCAGCGACUCACUCCACCAUCUUCUUCUCCUCCUCCUUCCAUCGAUGCCCUAGCCUUCGAGCUCGCCCCAGCUUCCUCACUGCUCUCCGAGCUCGUUCAGCUCCGGCGGAGCACGACCGCGGCCCUCUCGAAAGCCGCCAGCCGGUCCCCGCGCCGGCGAGCAGCUACGCCGGCGUCAAGCUGCAGGAGACAGUCGACGCCGCGAGGUCCGGCAAGCUCAGGCUCGACGCCUGGAUCUCCUCCCGGAUGCAGGGCGUCAGCAGAGCUCGCGUCCAGUCGAGCAUCCGAUCGGGCUUGGUCUCUGUCAACGGCCGCGUCGUCGAUAAGGUCUCGCAUAAUGUCAGAGCUGGAGAUACGGUUGAUUGCACGAUCUCGGAGCUGCAACCUCUGAGGGCGGAGCCGGAGGAUAUACCUGUGGACAUAGUGUACGAAGACGAGCAUGUGCUUGUUGUCAACAAACCUGCGCACAUGGUUGUUCAUCCAGCACCCGGAAAUGCUUCAGGAACUCUUGUGAAUGCCAUUCUUCAUCAUUGCAGUCUUCCAACAGUUGCUUUUUCAGAAACAGAACUUUCUGAGGGCGAGGAGGUGUCUGAUGAUGAGUCCAGUAGCUCUACAGCUUGUGAAACUUCUACUAAAGGAUUUAACUCCUCUGAAUUUGGAGGUUCUGUGCGUCCAGGCAUUGUUCAUAGGUUGGACAAAGGAACUAGCGGAUUGCUAGUUGUUGCAAAGAAUGAGCAUUCACAUGCCCAUUUGUCGGAGCAAUUUAAGAUGCAUACCAUUCAGAGAGUAUAUGUCAGUCUCACAUCCGGGGUUCCUUCUGCAACAUCUGGCCGCAUUGAGGUUCCAAUUGGUCGUGAUACAAACAACCGUAUUCGCAUGGCUGCUAUUCCAGGACCGAGCAACGGGGGUCAGGCGCGUUAUGCUGCUAGUAGGUACAAAGUAAUUGAAGUGCUUGCCUGUGGAAGCUCCGCUUUGGUUGAAUGGAGAUUAGAAACUGGGCGUACUCAUCAGAUCCGUGCCCACGCAAAGUAUGUGGGAAUUCCUUUAUUGGGUGAUGAGGUGUACGGAGGGACAAAAAACAUGAUAUUGUCACUGCUGCAAGCCAAAUUACCACCUGGUCACCAAAGCCACCUUUCAGAGUUGGUUUCUAAACUAGAAAGGCCUUGCCUCCAUGCUUUUUCUCUUGGGUUUAUACAUCCUCAUACAGGGAAAAAUGUGCAGUUCUCAUGUGAACCACCUGAAGAUUUCUCUCUAAUGUUGGGUCAACUUUACAAACUUGGCAUGAAGAAGCCUACCUUGAAGACAUGAUUAAUCCCAGCAAAAAUUUGAGUUGAGUGAGUGCUCGUAUUAUUUUGGAGCGAGCAGGCAUGAGGUUGUUAACUCUCCCAUGCGACACAGGGCUGGUGCUAAAUUGGGAACUAAAUCGCCAGAGCAAGGAACUACUAACCAUGCAAACUUGCCGGGUCAAGCGAACCGUCAGGCUUCAUGCUCCAGAAAAGUACUGCAUUCCCCAUUUUCGGUUUUACAGACAGUCCCUGUUUGCCACAUUCUGAUAAUUCGUUCCACCAAGGCACGGCGCUGAAGUUUGCCUUGGCAGCUGGAAACACUGUCUCUCCCCCUUCCUCGACGUCACUCCUGGAUUAUCAUCAAAAGGAACUCAGUGAAGAACAUAAAAAAAGGAAGACGAACUAUUUAUGUGAAAGAAUUUGAAGUCCUUCUCCAUGCUCUGCAAAUGCAUAAGGUUUCUCAUCAUCAGUUGAACUAUCUCAACAAAAAGCGACUGAUAAAAAGAUCAUGGAAAUUGGCAUAGAAUGGCCGAAGAUGGACCAGAAAUUUCAAUUUCGGAGAUGGAUUGCAAGGGCCAUGUGACGCUGGCAAAUGAUGCUUCAAACCAGCUUUUCAUUCUGAACAUUUUGCACGCAUGGCUCGGCUUACCUACGGGAAUGUGAGUGAAGUCAGCUAUUCUUUUCUC
Molecule: messenger RNA, 2036 nt
Organism: Syzygium oleosum
Lineage: Eukaryota; Viridiplantae; Streptophyta; Magnoliopsida; Myrtales; Myrtaceae
Product: RNA pseudouridine synthase 2, chloroplastic
Exons: 10
Coding region: 11-1372 (453 amino acids)
Biological process (GO): pseudouridine synthesis
Molecular function (GO): RNA binding; pseudouridine synthase activity
Source: RefSeq, a predicted model, not a curated record